AGAUGACUUUGAAGCGAAGACACAACGGAUUACCUAGCUGCCUUACUGCCUAAAGCGAUCAGGGAGGUAAAGGGUAGCACAGGGGUCGAUCUCACGAGAAUCUGAAGAAGCAAGUGGUUUUCACACAAAAUCGCGGACUGUGAUCGCAUGAUUCGAAAGAUGAAAGAUUACGCUGCUCCAUACCCUGUACCCUGGCUUUCCUAUUCAAUUGAUGUCACCCCACCUCAUACUCAUAGUCAUUCUUGUGAUUUGUAAGCGUUGUGUUACGUGUUGGGCUUCAAUAUAUUACUUAGUACGAGCUUUCCUCCUAUUAGUGAACUAGACAGAAAAAAAAUAAGUAUUUGGAUCUAGUUUGUGCCUAUCUUGGCAUGUCUCAAGUCCCCCCAUGGCUAUAUCAAAAUGGCGCCAGAAAGCAAGCUAUUUCUUCACGAUCACCCCAUAUCGUCCUAUGCACAGAAAGUGCGAAUUGCGCUACGAUGGAAGCACAUCGCCUUUGAACACGCAAUCCCCCGCGGAAUGGGGUCCGGCCAACAAGAGAUGAAGGAUUUCCCUACUUCUCUACAUCCCCGCCAAGAAGUCCCUGCACUGAUCGAUGGAGACACGCGCAUCUUUGACUCAACUAUUAUUCUGGAGUACCUGGAGGACAAAUUCCCCGAGCCGGCGCUGCUCCCACCGCGCAGCGACCCGGCGGCGCGGGCACGUGCUCGCAUGAUCGAAGACUUAUGCGACACACAUUAUGAGGCGAUCAAUUGGGGAUAUGCCGAGGUGACUCGGUAUGAGCGCGGGGUCGCAGAGGGAGUCGCGGAGAAGCUAAAGACACAGGCGGGAAUUCACACGCGCGACAUCCUAGCGUGGCUAGAAGCGCAGCUGGGCGCGGGCCCGUUCUUCAACGGCGCGACGUUCGGCUGGGCGGACUGUGCCGUCGCGCCGUUUCUCAACCGCAGCGUCGCUAUCGGCCUGGGCCCAGCUGAAGGAAGCCCGCUGCAGCAGUGGCACGCGAGAAUUAGCGAGCUGCCUUGUGUCCGAGAGACCUUUGCCGAGUACGAGGCGGGCACGAAGGCGCUGGCCGCGAUGGUUGGCAAUCCGUUCCAGAGCGGCAGUGGGGCGAAGCGCGAAUAUCGUGACCACCGUGUGGAAUGGAUUCUGAAAGCUGGCGGCAUAAGCAUCAUUGAAUCUGGCUUACGCGACCGCAACAUUCGCUUUUCCUGGCCGGGGCCAGAUCCACCCGAGUGAGGUAUUUGCCUUGAUUUGGACAACGAAAGUGUAACCUAGGCCUUUCCAAGUUUAUAUUUUCAGACAUCGUGAUGAAUGACUUCGUAGUUCAUUUAAAUUAGCACGCGAUGCACAUCGCAUCGUUAUUGACACUAAAUAGGAUAUAUGUCGGCUGAACUUCAACAUUCUCUAUAGCCGUAUCACAGACCACUGACCCGGCUUUACCUUUGUCGCCGUCAUUCGUUUGGAUCUCGAUGAAGUUGCCAGUUUCAUGCUAGAACCUACCUACUUCCAUAAGUUUCUCGUAAAGCUAUAUGUUCGUUAUCACACGGCCAAAACCUCAGAACCGAAGAUAACCGAUGCUACCCCUAGAGGAAAGUAAGGCUAUAAGUAAUUGGAUAAGGAUAAUCUGUUAGCUGCAAAAAGACCAACAAUCAAAGUAUAAAUGC
Messenger RNA from Xylaria bambusicola, 1661 nucleotides. Its product is annotated as glutathione S-transferase. The transcript has a single exon. The coding region runs from base 400 to 1233 and encodes 277 amino acids. Gene Ontology annotation, cellular component: cytoplasm. Lineage: Eukaryota; Fungi; Ascomycota; Sordariomycetes; Xylariales; Xylariaceae. The record is from RefSeq and is a predicted model, not a curated record.